Messenger RNA from Bathycoccus prasinos, 414 nucleotides. RefSeq lists its product with no specific name. Gene Ontology annotation, biological process: regulation of DNA-templated transcription. The coding region runs from base 1 to 414 and encodes 137 amino acids. The record is from RefSeq and is a predicted model, not a curated record. Gene Ontology annotation, molecular function: histone binding; transcription coregulator activity; transcription cis-regulatory region binding. The transcript has a single exon. NCBI's taxonomy places the organism in Eukaryota, Viridiplantae, Chlorophyta, Mamiellophyceae, Mamiellales, Bathycoccaceae. Gene Ontology annotation, cellular component: nucleus.
AUGUUUUUCGCGAGUUGCGAUCCGGACCGCGAGAAUCUCUCGUUGUAUUCAAACGCCGACGGUAGUUGGGUCGUUUCGUUACCGGCUGAGGAAGUUCCGCCUGAAUUACCAGAACCUGCGCUUGGGAUCAACUUUGCUCGCGACGGUAUGAAACGUGGAGAUUGGCUCGCGCUCGUAGCUGUCCAUUCCGACGCUUGGUUGAUGGCUGUUGCCUUUUAUUACUCGGCCAAGUUUUCCGCGGACCAGAGAAAAAAGUUGUUCGAUUUAAUAAACAGUUUACCGACGACGUACGAAGUGUUGUCCGGAAAAGGCGGCAAGAAAAUGAAGGUAAGCGUCUUUGUGCGAAAGAAGAAGAUGGACGAGGAAUUUUUCGCGGGGCUCUUCUUUCUCCUCGCCGCGACUCGUUUUGAAUAA